Tauraco erythrolophus (red-crested turaco) is the source of this 624-nucleotide messenger RNA. Lineage: Eukaryota; Metazoa; Chordata; Aves; Musophagiformes; Musophagidae. The record is from RefSeq and is a predicted model, not a curated record.
AUGCCUGCGAAGAAGAAAUGUAGCCACCAGGCCAGGAAGGCAGAGCUGGUGUUCCUUGAGAGGCCACGAGAGGGACCCGUCCAUUGCUACGAAGCUCCCCUGUCUUCCGCCGCGAAUCCAAGGCGUGUUCCUGCAAAACCUGUGGACCAGAACACCUCUGCUGCCUGGGUACGCCCACAAUUUGAAACAACGAAGUCAGUGGUGUUGACAGCACGCCAGAAGAAGCACUAUGGUCCUCACAAGAAUCAGGCCCCCAGCCACAGCUUGCUUCAGGGAGCAGCUUGUCGAAGAGCUACAGCCUGCAAGUUUCCCCCUUUAACUUUUGAGCAUCCGGAAGGACGUGCAGUCCAACCCUCGGAUCGCCCACGCUGCUCAAGGAAGAACACGCCGCGCUCUCCCAGCCAGCCCAAGAAAGGGGCAGCAGCAGAAGGCGGCACCCAGGUGAACAGCCCAGAGUACUCAGUGCUGGUCGCGGACACUCCUGAGCACCAGUACGGGGUGAAGGUGACAUGGCGGCAGCGGCCCGCGCUGAUGGAACGCCUGCUGGAGAGGGGCGAGCUGAGUGCUGCUGACGUGCUGGUGAAGGCGAACGCCGAGCUCCCGAGGAGACAGCCCAACGCCUGA